Messenger RNA from Acanthosepion pharaonis, 663 nucleotides. The record is from the annotation of a GenBank genome assembly. NCBI's taxonomy places the organism in Eukaryota, Metazoa, Mollusca, Cephalopoda, Sepiida, Sepiidae.
AUGUCCGCUUUCCCUGCCGAUGAAUUAAUAUUUCUUGUCUUUUCUAAUACGUUCAGAUAUGAGUUGCAUGCUUUGCUCGAUUUUCACAAGACAUACAGGCCAAAAACCCUAUCUAUCUAUCUAUCUAUCUAUCUAUCUAUCUAUCUAUCUAUCUAUCUUUCUAUCUAUCUAUCUAUCUAUCUAUCUAUCUAUCUAAUUCUUCUGUCUGCUUGCCUGUCCGCCUGCCUGCCUAUCUAUCUAUCUAUCUAUCUAUCUAUCUAUCUAUCUAUCUAUCUAUCUAUCUAUCUAUCUAUCUAUUCACAUCUAUCUAUAUAUGUAUCUCUCUAUUUCAAUUUGUCUAUAUCUAUCUAUCUAUCUAUCUAUCUAUCUAUCUAUCUAUCUAUCUAUAUAUAUAUAUAUAUAUAUAGCUAUGCUUUUCUAUCUCUUUUCUCUUUCACACCGUGGUACAUCUGUCCCUCCGCCCUUUUUCUCUUCUUCCAUCUUUUGUUUCUUCCGCCAUUAUUCGUUAGCAUACAUCUUCUAAUUUUCACUUUCUUCUUCAUCAUUUUCCUUUUCUUCUUUGCAUUUGUCUACAUUAUUUCUUCUUUUUCUUUUUCUUUUUCUUCUUCUGCUUCUUCUUCUCCUUCUUCUUCUUUCUCUUCCCUUCUCCACCUUAACUAUUAA